Messenger RNA from Ostrinia nubilalis (European corn borer), 1612 nucleotides. It is a transcript of the gene Hacd2, whose product is annotated as very-long-chain (3R)-3-hydroxyacyl-CoA dehydratase-like. Bases 142 to 1269 code for a protein of 375 amino acids. Gene Ontology annotation, molecular function: 3-hydroxyacyl-CoA dehydratase activity. The transcript is spliced from 6 exons. Gene Ontology annotation, cellular component: endoplasmic reticulum membrane. NCBI's taxonomy places the organism in Eukaryota, Metazoa, Arthropoda, Insecta, Lepidoptera, Crambidae. Gene Ontology annotation, biological process: fatty acid elongation; very long-chain fatty acid biosynthetic process; sphingolipid biosynthetic process. The record is from RefSeq and is a predicted model, not a curated record.
GCUAACAUGUGCGCGUAGUGGUACGAUGACAGAUGAGAGAGAGAGCUUGCGCGGCUUUCAUUGAUUUGGUGGUUUUAAAUAGAUGUUUUCACAAAUAUUAAUUGAUUGUUUGUGCCAUUAAAGGUAGAACAAGUUCAAGAAAUGGUCAUCAUAAGCUCCCCGAGUCCCUUCGUUUAUUGGGCUCAAACAGAAAGUAGUGUUUCGUUAAGAAUUGACCUGAAAAAUGUGGAAAGUCCUGACUUUGCAGUUCUAGAAGAUAAAGUGAAGUUUUCUGCUAUCGGCGUAGGUGCACACGGGAAAUGCAAAUAUGAAUUUGGAUUGAAUUUAUAUUCUCCGAUAAAAACUGACACUUCAAACGAUGAGAAGCCAGCAGUCGUUCGGGUGCUGGAGAACCGAGUGGAUGUGGUCCUGCAGAAGAGGAAGCCGGCUUGGUGGCCCCGGCUCACGGCACAGCCCCAGAAACCCGCCUGGUUAAAGAUAAAUUUCGACUUAUGGAAAUCGGAGGACCCGCAGGAUAGCGACGAGGAGAGACGCGACAUCAUGAAGGACUAUCCGGGCAUGUACGACAGGCUGCAGAAAGAAGAAAUGGGCUAUCGAAGAGAGGAGACCAUCAAAGUGUACCUGAUAUUCUACAACCUGUUCCAAGUCGUGGGCUACGCUUACAUCCUGAGCGUUAUAGCCACACGCUACGCCAAGCUUGGCUACGCGUCUGUCCCCACCACGUAUGAACACGUCGGCAAUACCAUGAAGUUCCUGCAACUCAUACUCUUUCUGGAUAUCAUGCACCCGUUAUUUGGGUACACUAAAGGAGGUGCAUUUAUGCCGUUUUUCCAAAUAAUCGGGCGAAUAGUCACAGUAUUCUUGAACCUCGAAAUCGAACCAAGACUGCAGACGAAACCCGCGGUGUUCUAUUUGUUUAUAACGUGGAGCUUGAUCGAGAUGAUGAGAUGUCUCUACUACAUCACACAGCUGUACAAGAAGGAGAUCGGGAUAAUCAAAUGGCUGCGAUAUUCUCUGUGGGUCCCUCUGUACCCUUGCGGCAUCACUUGCGAGUUUGUCCUCAUAUUGAGGAACAUUCCAUACAUAGAAGAGACGAAGAGGCUAACUGUGACGAUGCCCAACGCUUGGAAUUUCACUUUUGACAUGCCAUUCCUCAUGAGAGGGUACUUGAUAAGUCUUAUGGGAGCUGGCGCGAUCCUCAUGAGGUACAUGUACCAUCAACGGAAGCGACACCUCAGAUCCAGGGUUGUAAUAAGGAAAUGCAAGUAGGAUAGUCUCGCUGUAUGCACCUAGACAGUUUAUAGUUAAUGAGUCAUGAAAAUUUUAUAUACGCUAAGAGAAAAAAGUACAUACUGUGCAAUAAUAGACCCUUAGGCUAGUAUUAAUUCAGGCAAUUUUAGCCUAAAAGCUGUUAACAUACUUACUUGAUCUUUAAAUUGAUAAACUUAUAAAUGCUGCCUGUUAUGUUUGCAGCAGUCGUGGGUAAAUUAUGUUUUUCAGUUCUUUGGAAAUAAAUUUAGGGAAUAUUUAUUUAGUUGGUUGUGAUAUUUAUGUUUGUAAUGAAGGACCAGUAGGUCCAGGAAAGAGAGUCAAUAAAUGUUUAUAACAAUUA